Dacryopinax primogenitus is the source of this 817-nucleotide messenger RNA. RefSeq lists its product as uncharacterized. The coding region runs from base 1 to 534 and encodes 177 amino acids. The record is from RefSeq and is a predicted model, not a curated record. NCBI's taxonomy places the organism in Eukaryota, Fungi, Basidiomycota, Dacrymycetes, Dacrymycetales, Dacrymycetaceae. The transcript has 2 exons.
AUGUCCCAAAACUUUCGGUCGGUGAAAGAGGCGGAGCAUAACCUUCCUCCAAAGCGAAAGAGUCAGCCCAUCGCCCGGGUUAAGCCCCCCGGCUCAAAAAUCUCUUUCGAUAUGUUCAUUUACGCGCUUGCCUUUAUCACACUCGUCAUCUCCCUAUUCUACGCCUAUCGCCUGACGACGUGGAAAACCCAGGCUGGCGGAUGGAUCAACCUGCUCUUCGACAAGCAUCCGAACGAGCCCCUCAUCUCAACGAACUCCCCUCCCGGAACCAGCGGACUCAGCCUUGAAGCUCAGAUACGCAAUUUGGCUGAUGAGCUCGGCAUUCACCCCCGCGAACUCGCCGGCGCCAUCAAACCCCUGUUGCCCGCAGCCACCAGCUCCAGUAUUGCGGCCGCCAAUCCGAGUGGAACGGUCGUAAACGUGUUCGUUGAGACGGAGCCGGCUGGUGCCACGGCUGCGUCAGUCUUGGAGAAGGUCACUGGAAUGGCCGGCAUGGUUGGGAACGAUGAAGCCUUCUUGGAUGAGGGUUUCUGAUAAGCCAUCCACCCAAUCCGUAUGGCCGCAAGUAAUUUGAUUCAGAGUCCCCGUUUUCAUUCCGUAUACGUCCUGCUGCCUGACCAAUUCUUCGAAUGUGGGGCUACCCCCAAGAGGGCGGUCAAAGAUGUAAUGUGAUAUGGUGAUACGGAACUUUCCCGCAUUUUGCGUCGAAUACGGGUUUGGGAGCAUGAGAGGGUCGACAAAAAAUGAUCUCAUACACAUGCUAUAUGCCCCUCAACCGCUCCUAUUACAUCUGCUAAAUGCUACAUACGAAUGAUUU